This is a messenger RNA of Symbiodinium sp. CCMP2592, 4602 nucleotides long. NCBI's taxonomy places the organism in Eukaryota, Dinophyceae, Suessiales, Symbiodiniaceae. The record is from the annotation of a GenBank genome assembly.
AUGCUGGAAGAAGCUGCCCAAGCGCCGAGUAUUACACCACUUCCCGGUGGCAUCACGCAGAGUGAGCAUGAAGUGCAGAUGGCGAACCUGGAGGUCCGCUUGCGUCAGCACUGUUUGGACCUCAUUGGCCCAACUGUUCGGAGAGCAGCUGCAUUCGAGCAUGAUGUCACGCAGGUGCAGGACGACCUCCAGCUGAAGUCGGGACAGAUCUCCGACCUAAUGCUCACCGCAAACAAGGUGGAGCAGCAGGUGGCGACCAUCGAAAACUUCAGGAUCGAGCUUGCAAAGUAUGAUUCCGAGCGGAAGCAAUGGCAAGCGACCGCCACCGACUCGUUGAGCUGCAUGAAGCAGGACCUGGAUGUCUUCCGCUACGAGCUAGAGCGCAUGGACGCCUCCGUGCAGGGGACACAGCGCACCGUGGACCGCGUGGUCGGCGAGCUAGGUCGUGUCCAGGAUGUGGGAGACUCGCUUCGGGCAGAUUUGGAGAAGCGGCUCUCGCAGCAGAGCAAGAUGCUGAAUGUCUUCAAAAUGGAGCUCGAGGUGAAGCUGGUGAGCCUUGAGAAUCGCUAUGACAAGCUGAGUGAUGACCUGUGGGGUGAAGAGACAGGACUAGCGAAGGUCAUGCAUGAUCUUUCCCACACGAACGAGGUGGUCACCAGCAUGAGCACCGAGUUUGCUUCCAUGAAGCACGACAAGGCGAGCAUUGCCCAGCUUCAGAUGGUCCAGGAGGAGGUCAACAACUUCACUCUGGAGACCAACAACAACGUCACGGCCUUGCAGCAGACUGUUGACAGGAUGAUGGCAGACAUGAAAGCCCACUUUCAGACAGCCACCAACACAGUGGCGGCGCACAAUGCUGCCAUGCUACAGGAGGUUCGGACAGCCUACCAGGAAGAGUUGCAUGAGGCGGCUCAGGUUCGCAAGAAGGUCGAUGAGUUCAUGCAGUCCGAGCGUGAGUACCGUCGAACUUUAGAGGACAGCAUCUGCAAAUCCCAAGCUCAGACGGAAGACCUUGUGCGCCAGGUAACCUCAGAAGUCGAAGAGGUGGGCAAGCUUCGCCGCCGAGAUCGCAACAGCCAAGAGGUUGAAAUCAAAGCCGUGGCCAAGCAGCUCUCGACUGUGCAAGAUUCCUCGCAGCAUGUUGCGCAGAGCCUGGAGCACCUGAGCGCUGUGAUCUGGACGAUGGUGCAGUGCGAACGAGCGGCCUCGGCGUUGGACCUUCAGGAUGAUCAAGAUAGAUCCAAGAUCGCCCUGAUGGGCUACAAGGAAGAGCAGUCGGAGCUCAGGCCUCGAGGAUCGAAAUCUCGCAAGGGCCGAGCCUCUUCACCCUCAAGUGAGGCAGAUGGUCAAACCAUCAUCAACGUGGACGAGCGUUGUCUCAGCUGCUGCGGAAAAGCCCAGACGGUCCUUUCAGGCUUCAAGAUGGCCUGCUUGCAGUACUCUCCUGCGCCGGUUGUCUUCUCGCGCAAGACCUACAACAGGUCUGACUUGCUUGGCCUGCGGGAGAAGCUUCUGUCGCAGGUGCACGAUGCACUGCAGCAUGGGCCGGUGGAGUUUGACAAGGCCGAAAUCUUCGGAGCCACGGCGAACACGACUAUAUCCUCAGGUGCGAUUGUGGAGUCUCUGACAGGCACGAGUCUCGGGGUCCGUGGCAAGCCGGGACAUUGGACAACACAGAUGCUCAACAACCAUGUUCCCGAUCCAGUCCGUUGUCCAUGCCACCCAUUCAAUCGGCGUCGGGGCUCCCAAGAUGUUGAGGGAGAGAAGUUCAACAAUGUGAAGGUUAACCUAGCCGUGCCUUUCAACGCCGUCGAACACGGAAAUGAGGCGAUCGACACCCAUCAGAGCGGCAUGAAGGCGAGCCAGAAGACCUGCGCUUCGCUAUGCACUCGGGAGCUCUGCCUUGAUGGCAAUGUCGCGGAUGCUACAGGCUAUUCCAACUACGGCCCUUGUCGAGAGCAAGCUUCUCAGGGCUGCGACGAGCUAUCCCGGGCAAGAUGUGACGACUUCGCUAUCUUCCGUGCCAUCGGAGACGAGUGCUCAUACAGACUGCGUGGAGACAGCCAGCGCUCAACACGAUGUAUUCGGCCAGCACAUUCAUCCCCAACAGCAACGGAAUUGGUCUCGCUCCUGCGAUCCUUCGCCGGAGUCAUGUGCCGCCACCGACAGUUUCUGCAGAUGAUUGAGCUGCAAGGCUCCCUGCUGCCACUCUUGCGAUCUGCUGACCUUCUUCGGCUUGUAGUCGCCUGUGGGCAGCGCGGAGCCGAGUUCGCUUUUCCCCUUGGCAGCUUGAUGCUGCGAGAGCCGAAGGGGAAGCGUAGUGCCAGGAUACAUCAUCCCCCCCAGGGUCCCGUGCCACAGGUGUUGGUUACUGGUUUCUUCUCAAGAUGCCAGUUUCACCUCACCGCGCAGAACGCAGGGCAAAUCCGAAAGCCGCAAAUAGAGGUGGAAUUCAUUAUGCUUAUGGGUAGGAGCACUGAGGGUGCAGAUAUCAGCAGAAAGAUGAUUGGUCACACCUCUUUCGACCUCGAAGUAUUCUCGAAGCGGGCCAAGCGGGUCAUGCAUGUCUCAACCGGAGGCAAGAAAGGAGGAAGGAAAAGAAAGUCCAAGAGACGCAGCUUGUCACAAAAGUCUGGGGCAGGCAGCAGCAGCGGCGGUUUUGCCCUUCACCCGUUGCCAGUGCUUGCCACCUGCAGAGCCUUCAGAGAGUCCAGGAGCGCCACGGGUAGCUCCGCCCUCCUUGACCUCCAGCUCUCAGGACGAGCAACUGCAGGCAGCGAGGCUCAUCGUCGCUGGGUGCCGAGGCUCGACCCGAUCCCCAGCUGUCUCCGGGACAGUGGAUUCGAGCUCCCUCGUCUUCGGGUCGCAGUCUUCAACGCGUUUAGCCGGGUCGCACCACAUCCGGCGGCCAGUUGUUGCAAGGUUGCUUUGACGCAGACGCCAUGGUUCUUCAGCCAGGCCGUCUCGCGCUUUCUGCACAUCGGUUCGGCCCGAAAGCAGCACGGGCAGGGGAAGUGGCUAAGCAUGUUCGCUCCUGUGCGGGUCGAGCUGCUUCAGGUGGAGGACAUUUGGGAAGGACGUCUGCGCAGGUCGACCGGGCCCUUCAGCUCUGGAUUCGAUGUUCUGCUGGUGCCGGGUGGCUCAGCCAAGGCAGACUGGCGAAGCUUGGGAUCGGAGGGUCGCGAGGCCAUACAUCGUUUCGUGCAGAGCGGUGGGGGCUACUGCGGCAUCUGCGCUGGCGCCUUUCUCGCGCAUCGCCUUAGGCUACUGGAUGCGUUGAAGAAGACCGCGCAGCAAGGGAAGGAAAGGACGCUGAGCGACGGAGAAUCAGGUGACGAGCUCGACGAGCCACAAGUAGCUCCACACAUUCCACAAGCGAAGGCGAGCCGUGAUCCGUUUAUGGUAAAUGUGCAAUUUACCAAGAGAGGCAAGAGGCUAUUGUGGACCGAAGGUUCGGGGCCUCCAAGUGGCGAUGACGAGCUGCACAACGGGACUGUUCGUAUGCGCUACCAUAACGGGCCUUUGCUGAGAGUGCUAAAGGCAUCUCCGGCAGAAGCGCUAUGCAGCAUGACGAGCGACGCCACAGCAGCCCUGAAUGGAUGUGCAGCAGUCGUCCUACAAAAUUGUGGUGGUGGACGCGUGCUCGCGAUUUCACCACACCCAGAGUCAACGCAGGAUGGGCUGCUUGUGCCACAGCCUGGCAAGGAGAGAUUGCGCCGCGUGCUGCAACGUGCCGUGCUUCUUGCUGCCGCCGGGCCAGCUGCGCAUAGUUGGCUUGAGGCGGAAUUGCACAUUCCGGCAAAGUUGCGUACUGCUCACCUCAUUGCGCAAGCUGCAACCACAGCUCUCAUUGAAAGGCAUUACUUCCUCUUGUGCUCACCACUGGAGCUGCUGCAAACGGUCCAUGCCUCCGUUCGUUUGCUGCUGCUGCCCAGUGCAGACAGCAGAUUCUGGACCGACAUCUUUUCGCCCUGUCUCACAUGGGCUCUGACAUCAUUUCGCGGACGAGACAUGGUCACGACCUUGGCCGCCUGUGUGGCCUUUCAGCGUUUUCACGCAGCCCGGAGCAUUGCUGCUGCUCUGAGAACUGAACCAACUACUGCGAAACGCGACAUCUGUGUGUGGGCUGGGAGCCUGGCGGUUCUGGCAGGUUUUCGACAUCUCAGGGGACAGCUGCUUGAAGCCGGCGCCGCUACUUUUGCGGAGGCUUGCAUAGCGUAUGCCGGUUGUCUCGAGGAGUCCGAGGCGCGGCAGUUGCUUGCCUUCGCCCUUGCAGCAGGCCUGCAAGGAGUAUAUGUCGAGUACCCGAGAUUGGAGGAGCUGACGGAUGCGAUCCAGGUGAGGUAUCCCAAAUCAGCAAGACAGACUAAAUCCAGGAUGCACGAAGAGGUCUUGCAGAGCCUUCUGAUCGUCGUUAGUGGUCCAGCGUCGCCACUCGCCUGCCGACCUUCGUUGUCAGCAGAGGAGCCAUGCGCGAUCUACUCGAUAGAUAUUGCCGUGCACCGCACGCCACGCGCUGCAAAAAGCGCAGCGAGUCGUUUGUCAUUGCCGGGCCCUAAACCUCUUCAGCCUGGCGCGUCAAAAGGCCUGAGGGUGCUCUGA